Rhineura floridana is the source of this 2725-nucleotide messenger RNA. RefSeq names its product chromosome 18 C19orf44 homolog (gene C18H19orf44). NCBI's taxonomy places the organism in Eukaryota, Metazoa, Chordata, Lepidosauria, Squamata, Rhineuridae. The record is from RefSeq and is a predicted model, not a curated record. Bases 160 to 2058 code for a protein of 632 amino acids. The transcript has 8 exons.
AGUCCCGGAAGCGGCUCCCGCGCUGAUUGGAUGCCACCUCUCAUCCGCCCCCAUAAGACGGCGGAUAAUGACCAAUCAGGGGCGCUGGGCCUGCCACGUCGGGGGUUGCUAGUCAACCCCACGGCCGGCUGCAUCGUUGGGGAAUGACCGGGCGACGCGAUGCGGAGGUCGGAGGGCCGGAGCGCGGCGCUGGCCCGUGCGGAGGCCCACCUGGCGGGGAGACGGCUCACCGCGAGGGAGCAGAGCGGAGCGGCUGCCUUGGUCUCCACGAGCCCCACCAGCAGCCAUGGCCUCUCCGCCAUCCACAUGGCCACCGACCUGAGCAGUCUCUCUGGCUCCAGCAGCGCCUGCCCCCGGGGAAGGAGGAAAGAGCUGGAGAGCACAAGCCUGGCGAAGACCAGCCCACCGCCCUCGCCCGGGCCUAACAGCCGGUUCCUCAAGCAGAAGCCCCAGAAGGUGGCCACAGACACUAGGCAGGUGGGGCUCAGUCCCGCCGCAGGGAUGUGCUGUGGCAGUGCUGCCGCCUCCUCCAAGGGGGGAAGGUCAGGCGCCAUCCUCAGGAAGCUGGAGCAGAUUGAGAGCAAGAUCCGCAGCCGGCAGGCUGGGCGGGACGUUGGCCAGGCCCCCACGUCUGAUGACGAGCUCUCCUUGGGCGACUUCAGCCCUGAGCAAAGGCUGGGAGCACUCCGGGGCCUGGAGAAGGCCGCUAGACUGAAAGAGAAUCUGUCACCUGUCUGGGAGACGAUCAAGGCCCAGGCGAGGGACGUGCCUCUUAAGGGAAAAGCUGGCUGUGAUGGUGAGGAAGGUGCUGAGAGACACCGACACAGCACUCCCAAGAAAUCUGGGGGACAGGAGGAUCUCCCCGCACUCAUACUCUGCAGGAAGAGUCGGAUCCAGUCCCCGCAAAAGUCACCUUCCCCUUCUAGUUCGAGAUCUUCUUUGCCUGGAAAAACUUUCCUGAAGAAGCCUCUGCGCAGGAGUCCUUCCCCACCGAGCAGGAACGCUCCACCAAGGCCGGGCACGGUGCCUUCUCAUUCCGCAUCCCCAUCCGCAAAAGGCAGACUAGCAGGCUGCGCUUCCACUAAUGCGAGGGAGGCAUCUCUGUCUGAACGAAGCAUAGUCCAAUCCCUGGAUGAGCUGUUCUUGGCAACGGAUGACAUGCCCAGCACCAGCAGCAGCGAUUUCAGAGUGAAUGUUUUGAGCCUGGAUGAUUUGGCACCCAGUGUGGCCAGCCAGAACAAAGAAUUAAAACAGGAGGCAGUGAUGCGGGCGCUUACAGAGUCAGGCAAGGAGCCAGGAGAAGGCCUGUUUGCUGCUGUAAUCCAGAGCCCCUUUAAAGCCCCGAUCCCCACCGCUGGAGAUUCUGCUUCGCUGGAGGGUCCAGGAGAGACCGAAAUCUCCGAGCGGCUAGAGAGCACUUCUGCCAGGAGCUCUCUUCGUGAGACCACCGUCGGCGCCGAGUAUUCUGAGGACUUUGAGCCCUUGCCAUCCUCCGCAGCGUCUGAGGAGUGGAAGGGAGGAUCCUCCCUGAGGGAGUCUUGCAGCCCUUUGGAGGCGUCCACACAAUCUGGCCAGCCCGGUUCCUCCUUCUCCCUCAGCUGCCCCCUGGAGAGCACCAGAAGCACCCGGCUGCCCAGGAGAAUCGUGGUGAAGGACGCCGCUGUCCAGACGAGCCGCUCCUCGCUUGCUUAUUCCUGGUUAGAAAGUGACGUUCCUGCUGCUCUUGGCCAGAUGGUGGGGGGAGGAGGCGGACCUGUUGAGGCUCCACCUAUCACCAGCCACGUGGUGAGCCUGGAGACCAUGGAAGCCCUGACGACGUACAGCCCAGCUGUCUUUGCUCUGAAUGACAUGCUGAAGCAGAAUGUGGUGCUCAUCCGGAGGUUUGUGGAGGCCACUCGCCACCUCCACGCCUCCUUUGUGGCAUCGCUGGAGGAGGAGAUGUUCCACUACCACACCCUGGAGGAAGCCAAGGAGUACAUUGCGUGGCACAGACCCCCACCUCUAACCGUGGAGCAAGUUUUGCAAGAACUUGAAGAUUGGGGACAAGUAGCUUUUUAGGGCCCAUCAGCCCAUCUCUCCUCCCCACACCCUUCCAGUAGGGCCUUUAAGGAGAGGCAGAGCUUGAUCUUUGGGCCAGGACGUUCUCAACACCAGGCCAGCAGGCUUUACCACAAUUAAGAGCUGGGUUCUUUUGAAAUGAGCAGUUGCUGCCACUGGGGUAGUCCUCAAAAAUCACAGCGGAGAGAGAGAUCAUUAACUUACUGUUGUCUUGCUGACUGCUGCACAUCCACCCAGGAACCAUAGAUUUAACCAGAGCAUUGAAGAGAAAUCUCAGCUGAGACAGAGGGAGGACAUGCACAUGUGUCAUCUUGGAACUCUGUACUAAGUUCAAAGGGUACAUGGAUAAAGAUGCAGACUGGCGAGUUGUCCUGGUGUGGCACACACACCCUCCUUCCCACCACAAUAAAUCUUAUACUAGUAUAGAAAAAAAAGUCUUUUGUUUAUUGGAAGGCAACAGUAAGUACAAGAUGGACAGCUGAGCCGGCUAGGCCAAUUUACAGAUGUCUAAUCAUGUCACAGCUACAGUUAAAGUCAAUCUAGGACAGUUUACUACAUCACCAUAUCAAAGAGGAUCCCGCUUGGGCUGUUCAGGGCUGGCCUCUGGGCACUGGGAGUGGUGGUCUCUGGCCACCCCUCUUGGCUACGCAAAGAAUGCUUCACAUUU